This is a messenger RNA of Spodoptera exigua (beet armyworm), 7578 nucleotides long. The record is from the annotation of a GenBank genome assembly. NCBI's taxonomy places the organism in Eukaryota, Metazoa, Arthropoda, Insecta, Lepidoptera, Noctuidae.
GCAAAAAGACCUCAAUCAGACAAGACAUGGUGUGAACGAAAAUCUAUUUUCUUUCAUAUUUACGCAGUCAACAGACUGUACAAAUUUAGUGACUUUAUUUAUUCAAAAGAAGAAAAUAAAAUGUAAAACGUGUAUUUGAAAUGUAGAUUAUUGCCUUAUGGAGAAGUUUUUUGGAUUCACUCAUCGAUCGCGUCAUCAAAUAAUAUUAUCCAUUACUUUAGCUACAUCUAAUCAUGUUUGAAGAAAAUAUUAAUUGAAUGCUCUUGUGUAAAAAUAGAUGAAGUGAUUUCUUAUUUCUUAAAUUUCUGCAAUUUGUUUUCAAAAUGUACGAAGAUUCUACAGAGACGAUUUAUGGGACCCAUGAAGACUCCCACGUUGUGAUGUCAGAAAAGGUCCAAUCUCUGGCAGGAAGCAUAUACCAGGAGUUCGAACGCAUGAUAGCUAGGUACGACGAAGAUGUAGUGAAGACGCUUAUGCCACUCUUGGUUAACGUGCUCGAGUGUUUGGACUCGGCUUAUCAGACGAACCAGGAACAUGAAGUCGAGCUGGAGUUGCUGCGCGAAGACAAUGAACAGCUGGUCACGCAAUACGAGCGCGAGAAGGCAGCGAGGAAGCACGCAGAGCAGAAGUUACUCGAAGCGGAAGAUCACUUCGAAGGCGAGAGAAAAGACCUAUCAGGUCGAAUGGAGGCUCUGGACAGCAUAGUCAGGAUGUUGGAGCUCAAACAUAAGAACUCCUUGGACCACGCGAGCAGACUCGAGGAAAGAGAGAAUGAACUGAAGAAGGAAUAUUCGAAACUGCACGAGCGAUACAAUGAGCUGUUCAAGACCCACGUGGACUACAUGGAGCGCACUAAGUUGCUGAUGAGCACCGCCAGUGAUAGAGGAGAAGUGCGCGGAAGACUUGGCCUCAACCCUAUGCGUUCUAGUGGUCCGAUAUCGUUCGGGUUUGCAUCGCUGGAGAGUUCGAUGCACAAUGUGGAACAAACGGAGAGUAUGCCUGGUAGUCCUGUCAGCUUGUCGUCAUCACCUCCUUCUCCACCAACUGGCUCCGACCUGGCAGCAGUGAGGACUGUGGAAUGCGCACAUCAGACAGACCCCAUCACACAGCAAAGCCAGGCAACCUCACCGGUCGCGCCGCCUAACGCCCCUAACUCUGGGAAAUCGCAAACAAAGAGCGAGAAGCGUAGCGGCAACACGUUGUACCAAGAGCUCGCUUUCCAGGAUGUGGAUCCGGGCAUUGCCGAAGGCGAAGACGCUGAUAUCACAGGUAGUUGGGUGCAUCCUGGCGAAUAUGCAUCUUCUGUUAACGACAAUUACUUUGGAAUGGGGAAAGAAGUUGAAAAUCUUAUUCUUGAAAACAACGAGCUGUUAGCCACGAAGAAUGCAUUGAACGUUGUGAAAGAUGACCUCAUAGUGAAAGUAGACGAAAUGAUGGGCGAGCUGGAGAUCCUGAGGGAGGAGGUGGCGAACCUCAGCUCCGCCAGGGAGAAGUUGCGUAACAGGGUCACCGAGUUAGAAGAGGAAGUGAGGCAUUUGAAGACGGUUAGCUCGAACGCGGGCAGUGGUGACAACAACGAGGAUGAAGCCGACGUACCAAUGGCGCAGCGAAGGCGUUUCACACGCGUCGAGAUGGCACGAGUUCUAAUGGAACGCAACCAAUAUAAGGAACGUUUCAUGGAACUGCAAGAUGCCGUUCGCUGGACUGAGAUGGUGCGAGCAAGUCGCGUUGAUUCCACCGUCGACAAAAAGAACAAACAGACUAUUUGGAAACUUUUCAGUAACCUUUUCAGUACCAGCGAACGUCCACAACGUCCUCUAUCGACGCCUCAUAUUCGCGCGGUAGCGGCGCCGCAACCCGCGCUGCGUCAUUCGAGGACACAAGCUGACUUCUUCGAAACUCAGCUGACUGACCAUCAUCACGCGAGACGCCAUGAAAGAAGCGAGCAGUUCCGUCAGGUGCGGGCUCAUGUUCGCAAAGAAGACGGGCGCACCCAGGCCUACGGUUGGAGCCUGCCGAGCAAGAGCGGCCAGGGACAGAAAGGCCCCAGCUCAUGCACCUCACUGUCUUCUGGCGGGGUCCCUGUACCCGUGCCAGUAUUUUGCAGACCCAUAGCAGAAAACGAACCUCGUAUGACACUGCUGUGCGCUGCUGCGGUCAAUCUGAACGGAGGCCGAACUCCAGACGGUGGGUGUAUGGUUGGCGAAAGCGUCUUCUAUGCGAAUCCUGAAGAUAAGACUGAGAACACCAUGUCGCUUGCGUACGAGAUGAACAAAGCUCAGUCGGUGCAUUCGCCAGAAGUGGAGGAAAUAAACCAACAGCUGCAGUCCACGCAGAGUGUCGAGUAUACAGAGAAGAAUUUAUCAUCUCUCGUUUGGAUAUGUUCUAGCAACCAGAAUAAAGGGAUUGUUAUGAUUAUCGACGCGAACAAUCCGGCGGAGGUGAUAGAAUCGUUCCCUGUGACUGACAAACAUAUUCUGUGCGUCGCGUCUGUGCCGGGUGCCGUCGCUGAAGACUAUCGAGACUACCAGGAGAGAGCCGCGGGUGCAGUUGACAAACGACACUCGUAUAUAUUCAGUUCCGGCAGGGUAGAUUCUGUUGACGUACACAAUAAACCCAGUGUUACUGACGAAAACGGCGACUCAGACUCAGUUGUCGUUGGAGCGACACGAUUAGUAAAAGCAACGAUUCUGACACCGCCGAGCACUCCAGUGAAUGAGCCCGAAACAGCACCGGAACCUCAAAAUCAAGAGGCACCCAAAAAUAACGAGGAAGCCGAUUUUGUACACCCCGAUAGCCCGCCACUUAGCUCUACACCUAUCAAUGGAGGACUUUUGAAUUCUCCUGAGCCAGGGGUUGAAGCGUUUGCUCAACAACAAUCUAAGACAGAAACUCAACCCGAACCGGAACGCAAGAUGUCAACUGUUAUGGCGACCAUGUGGCUAGGCACCAAGAGUGGCAACCUCUACGUACACUCCGCAGUUGGAAACUACAAAAAGUGCUUAGCUAGAGUAAAGCUAAACGACGCCAUAUUAGCGAUAGUGGCUUGUGCCUCCCGAAGUAUUGUAGCGCUCGCUGAUGGCACUGUAGCAAUAUUCUCGAGACACGCGGACGGACAGUGGGACUUUGGACAGUAUUGGUUGCUCACACUCGGGGAUCCUAAAUGUUCUGUUCGCUGUUUGAGCGCCGUGGGUUGCACUGUGUGGUGCGGUUACCGCAACAAGGUGCACGUUAUAGAACCUCGCUCACGUUUGUUGCUGCAUUCGCUGGAAGCCCAUCCGCGGCAGGAGAGUCAAGUGCGACAGAUGGCCUGUGAUGGCGACGGAGUCUGGGUUUCAAUCAAAAUGGAUUCCACCCUGCGUUUGUAUCAUGCACAUACGUACCAACAUUUGAAGGAUGUUGAUAUUGAGCCGUAUGUGAGCAAAAUGCUGGGCACUGGGAAACUUGGCUUCUCGCUAGUCAGGAUCACGGCUCUGUUGAUUAGCUCAGGGCGGCUCUGGAUCGGUACAAGUAACGGAGUUGUGAUAUCAGUACCACUCUCAGAAGGUUCUAGUCGAGAUUCCAUCGGACCACAGCCGUCGACCUCAAGAUCGCCUGCCCAAGCCGCCAUAGCCGCCUGUCCGACUGGCAAUAUCCCGUGGUGUUCGAUGGCUCAUGCCCAACUAAGCUUCCAUGGACAUCGUGACGCCGUUACUUUCUUCGUAGCAGUGCCCGGAGUGGCUGGAUCCCCCGCACGCACUCCUGAAUCUCCCCGAAGGCACUCGCCGACCAUACCACCCAUGUUGGUAAUAUCUGGUGGCGAAGGAUAUAUUGACUUCAGAAUAGCCGACUCGGAAAUGGAAGACAGUGUUGUAGUAGCGGAGGACGGGUCUUCAAGUGGACACAAUUCUCUGGCCGAUCGGGCUUCCAAGAGCCAUUUGAUAGUGUGGCAAGUUGCGACAGCCUAACGCAGGGCCAGCCGUGUGCGAUUUGACUCCGAUUCGGACUAUGUGUAUGUGUGUACGUCCACCAAACCAGCGACGCUCAUCAACGCGUAAGUUACCUCGUGGAUGUGAAUAGGACGACGGUUAUGGAGAUGCAUGGAGUAGACAUAUUAUUGUUUUGUUAAGUUCAACAAUGUUCCGUGCAUGAACAGUAGCAGUGAUGUAGUAGUUAUUUAGUUUGAUGUCGAUUUGGUACUACUAUAUGUUUAGUUACCUUUGUUAUUAUUUAAGUGAACGUCUUAUGUUUUAUUUGUAAUUUUCUGUAAUUAUUACAUCAAGUUAUUAUGUAUACUUUUUAUAAGUCACAAAACCAUACUAAAGAGUAAUUUAAACGGUCCAACAUGGAACCUGUAGUAUAGGUAAUGACUAAUAUGUAAUGUAAUAGCUUUAUGUAAAGGUUUUACCUGUGAGGUACAUUGUCUAUGUUCACUAAUGUGUUGUAACCAGUAUGGAGUACACUAUGUUCACAUCUCCAAACCGUCGAAUCAAAAGGAUUAGCGAAGUGUCGGUCGAUCAGUAUUUUCAGUAAUGUUUUAUAUCUUAGGAGUUCGGUUGCAAUCGCAAUUAGGAAUUGAUUUAUGUGUUGGUCCUUCGUAUCCAUUUUUAUCCUAUUUGACAUUACUUAUUAAUAUAGGAUAUGCGUGUAUCUGGAAUUGAUAAUAUCAAGAUUACUCUUACAAUCUGUCAUGUUAGUUUUUAAUGAAGUUUAUCAUGAUAUAAGUCUCUUAAAGUCACCUAAGAAUUAGUUUCAAUAAAUUUAAGUGAAUACAUAUCCUGCAUUAAUGAGAAAUGUGUAACUAAAUGUGUUGAUCAUGUCUUACUACACACGUCAUAACACGUCUGCAAUCGAUGUCUCACACGGCAUUGUACUAGCUGUCAUACACUACUACAUUGUAUCAUUCAUAUAGUUACUAUGUGUGCUUAUUAUUUAGCUAUAUUUCUUGGCGCUAUAGUCCUUAAUAUUGCUCACGUCAAGAAACGUUUGGCCGAGGUAGACAUAUUUUCUUUACAUCACGUCUACCUCGGUACAAGCUUAAUCUCAUUAAAAUUAUGUACAAGAUGUAACCACCAAAUAAUACGUUUUAGUAGUGUUAGUUAGAUUAAAAGAAUAUAUUGAACAUUUUUAUAAUAUAGGUACGCAAUAGUUAUUAUUAAUCUUCUCAAGGAAUGUGACCAUUUGGGCUGUGGUUGUCAUCUGCAUCACAAGUUUAGAACUUUAAUUUAUUAUUAGAUUUUAUUUUAUUUUAUUAUUUUGUUCAUAAAGAUGAAAUUAUUAUUUUAGAUGUGUCGGUGUACUUGCGUUGGUUGACUUGUUAAACUGUGUAUUAGUUCAGUUAUUUCGUAGUUUAACCUGAAAAGUUUUACGGGGUUUUAAGAUUUCAUUGCGGAGUUUUAUAUUGUUUUAAUAAAUAAUAUUAGUACCUAUACAAAGUAGGUAAAAGGAUAUAGUGAUAUCGUUCAUUAUGUUAUAGAUGCCGUUUAGAAUAUGAGUGAAAAAAUGAAAUAAAAUAUAGACAUAAGAUAUAAGAUAGAAAAUUAGAUACAACAAUACAAUACGAAAAUAAAAGUAGAGAAGAUAUGAAAAAGGCGCAACAAAAACUACACAUUUUUUAAUGUUCGUAAAACUUUUUGGCACCAGUUUUCUACGAAAUAUUGAACUAAAUUACGUUUAGAUAAUAUAAUUUAUUAAGAAUGAAAUGAAAUGUGUAUACUUAAUGAAUUACAACGUAAGUACACUGUUCGCAAGGUAAGUAUGUAGAAAAAUUUUAUUUUGACUGAAUCAUAACAUUUGCUGUGUAAUUUUUUCGCUGGUGUUAUUUUUUAUUGAAUGACUAAUGGUGCAUAAAUAGAUUAGGUAUAUAUUUCUAUUGUAUUCACUGUGUCACAUUGAACUUAGUUUUCAACAAUAUUUGACACAUUGGUGACAUUAAUUUAUACUCUAUACUGAUGAAAUGGUUUUCUAAGGCACGCGUUACACGAAAAGCGGAUAGACAAAUAGCCAUGGGUCAUAAUAUCGAACUUUUCAUAUAAACCUUUUUGGUUUUGAGAUCAGUACAGUUACAAACAUCUGUGACUAUCCUAAGGCCCGGCCACAAAUUAAUGUCCAUUAAGUAAUGGAUAAAGCAAUAUUUUACAAUCAUAAUUUUACUUUGACCAUAAUUUAAAGAACAUCUUUGAGCAAUCGGAUAUAAGUGCGCGAUUCUAAUGCACUUUUCGUGUAACGUUAGCUUAAUUAUGUUUUCUAAUCACGUUUAAAAUAACGAUUAUUUUUGUAUAUACUUUGGCACAUUUCCCCUCGAUGUGUACUCAUAUUAUAUUGGAAAUUAUUAUUAUAGAAGUUUAAUUAGUGCUAUAUGAAAUCAUCUUAAAAUAUAAAUAUUAUAUUAAGUUAUUUAACAAAAGAUUACAGCAAACGCUGGUUGAGGGUGGAAUAUUACAGAUGAAAACAGCUUUUAGUGUAUGUGUACUUUUAUUUAACAAAGUCAAUGAUGAUCAAUAUAUUCUGUUGUGUGCUAUUUUUGGUAGAAUUUGCCGUUUGGAUCAGUGCAAUACACAAUAUAGUUUAGCAUCACAUUCACAUUUGUAUAUUUUAGUUUGUGACUUACUCGUAGAUCAUGUUUAAUUGUUUGUCGUUUAGACCUGAAUGCCUGCUUUCGCACAUAAUUUCUCAUUUAUACUCAACAUAAUCUACUUUACACGUUUUGUAUGUAUUUAUUCUUGUUUUGUGGAGUAAAACAAUAUUUUUAGUAUUUAUUAUUAAAAUUAAUAACACUUAUCUACACUAUGAUAGUCAGUAGCAGAUCAACAAUUCGUAUUCAGUAGAUAUCGGUAUUAUAUUCCGAAUUUAAAAUUUUAAUUCAAUAUUUAAAUACAAAUCAAUAUUUCCAGUAGUACUAGGUUAUUUUGUACCUAGGAUGAAGUUCAGUAAGAUACAAGAUAGAUAAGGUACGGGGCACUACAAUGACGAAUGAUGUUAUUGAUGAAGCUAACACGUCAAUAUGUGCCCCUCCUACCUUAAAUCCUAUCCUAUAUGUAGGAUAAUACAAUUUUAUCAAUAAUACAUAUUCAAAUAGUAGCGUUCACGUAUUAAAUUCUACAUUUCACACAGACAAAUAUUUGAAAAUAGAAGUAAUUUUAGUGUAGAUAAAGUUAACAGUAUGAUAAAUUAUAUCUAAAAGUACGCGUUUUGUUUCCAUUGGCCAGUUUUAAUCCUGAACCAUCGUUGACUGUAAGUGCUAGUCAAAAUAUCGACAUAGUGAUGUAAAUUUAGAUAGGCUUACAUUGUUUUGCUAACGUAGCUGUAAUUGAGGUUAACAAUCACGCAGUACUUGCUGUUUGCCGCGUAGACACUCCAUUGCGGCUUGUCAGCUCCGCUCAUGCGCGGUAAAGUUGCAUCGGUACGAUUGUGAUGUAAUUAUGACCUACCCAAGGUAGGGUAACACGAUCAUCGUGUCUGAUUUCUUCGCACUAUUCAUUCGUGCCGUACUCUGCGGCAGACUUAAGCAGGAACUUAGGAUCUUGUCGGUAGAAUUGGGUAUUUGACUUCUAGUCAAAAUAAAUACGUUUUUGAACUGUCAAUGUCGACAGUUGUCAA